UGUUCUAAACUCUGGAGGGUAUAAAUGAAGACAUAAAGCAGCAUCAGCUGAGGUUGUACUCUGUGAGCAGGAUGUACUUUUAGGUUGAAUUCAUCCAAUCUGGUGUCACAAACUCUUUCAAUAGUGGCUACAAAAACACCAAGCUGAUACAGAAGCUCCUCUUCCUGGUUUGUACUGAAAUCUGAGAACUCAUCCCUCCUCUACCUGGUUCCCAGAACAACCAAUCCCAUUCAGUCCACGUGUUUCCUGCAACCCUUCACAGAUCUCAGAGUCCACAUAUGGGUGUAACCAACAUGUUGUGAAGUGCAAGUCAUACCUGAGAGUGAAUGUGAAGAGUUAGAGAUCAGGUUUUGUGUCUCAUAUGAGGAAGUGAAACGAUCUGACAUUCAGUGUCUCUGAGAGGUGAAAUGGAGCAGCAAGGAAUUCAGAUGGACCAGGAGAAACUCUGUUGUUCGAUCUGUUUGGAUCUACUGAAGGAUCCGGUGACUAUUAACUGUGGACACAACUACUGUAUGGACUGUAUUGGAAGUCACUGGGAUGGAGAGGAUAAGAAGCAUAUCUACAGCUGUCCUCAGUGCAGACAGAUGUUCACACCGAGGCCUGACCUCAAGAAAAACACGGUUUUAGCAGAUGUAGUGGAGGAAGUGAAGGCAAGACUUGAAUCUGUUCCAGCUGAUCUCUGCUAUGCUGGACCUGGAGAUGUGUCCUGUGAUUUCUGCACUGGGAGGAAACUGAAAGCUGUCAAGUCCUGUCUGCAGUGUCUGGUCUCUUACUGUGACCAACACCUCCAGCCUCACUAUCAUGUUGCUGCAUUAAAGAAUCACAAGCUGGUGGACCCGUCCAAGAAGCUUCAGGAGAACAUCUGCUCUGGUCACAAUGAGGUGAUGAAGAUUUUCUGUCGCACUGAUCAGCAGUGUAUCUGUUAUCUGUGCUCCUUGGAUGAACAUAAAGGCCACAACACAGUUUCAGCUGAAACAGAAAGGAAGGACAAGCAACAAGUUGUUGGGUUGAAUCAAGAAAAGAUCCGACAGAGAAUCCAGGACAGAGAGAAAGAUGUGAGGAUGCUUCAGCAGAAGGUGGAAGCCAUCAAUCAGUCUGCUGACAAAGCUGUAGCCAACAGUGAGGAGACCUUCAAAGAUCUCAUCUGUCUCAUUGAGAAAAGAAACUCUGAUGUGAAGCAGCAGAUCAGAUCCAAGCAGACAGAUGAGGUGAGAAAAGUCAGAGAUCUUGAGGAGAAGUUGAAGCAGGACCUUGUUGAGUUGAGAAGGAGAAGCUCUGAGCUGGAGCAGCUGUCACAAACAGAAGACCACAUCCAGUUUCUACACAAUUAUCCUCUAAUGUCAGAUCUCAGUGAAUCCACAAACCCAGCCAACAUCAGCAGUGUUCAUCGUCUGCAAUACUUUGAUGACGUUACAGUGGCUGUGUCAAAGACCAGAGAUAAACUACAGGAUAUUCUGAAAGAAGACUGGACCAAGACCUUACCAAGACCUGAGGAUGUUUCAAGAUUUGGAACUUGGAAUUUAAUUAGAAAGGCUGUUUCAGGAUUCAAGACCCUGUCACCAGCAGAACCAAAGACCAGAGCAGAGUUCCUACAGUAUUCAUGUCACCUCACACUGGAUCCAAACACAGCACACAAUUGUUUAUCAUUGUCUGAGGGGAACAGGGAAGCAAGAGUGGACUGGACACUGAUACUGCCAUCUGAUCAUCAUCCAGACAGAUUCAUGGAAAAGCGGCAGGUCCUGAGCAGAGAGAGUCUGACUGGACGUUGUUACUGGGAGGUUGAACAAAGACCAGCUGAAGCUUCAGUAGCAGUCGCAUACAAGGACAUUAGCAGAACAGGACGAGAAAGUAAAUUUGGGUACAACGACAGAUCUUGGGCUUUAAAAAAAUCUGCUAAAUUCAUUCACAACAGCAUCAAAACUCUCAUCUCAGGUCCUCGGUCUCCCAGAAUCGGAGUCUAUCUGGAUCACAGUGCAGGUAUUCUGUCCUUCUACAAAGUCUCUGACACCAUGACUUUGAUCCACAGAGUCCAGACCACAUUCACUCAGCCUCUCUACGCUGGAAUUAGUGUGGAUGUUUUCAGCUCUGUUGAACUGUGUGAGCUCAAGUAGACAGAUGUUAUCAAGGAGCCAAAGAGUUAAAAUCUGUUCGUGUAAAUUGAUCUUUGUCUCUGUGCUGUGGUGUUUCUGCUCCAAAAGUCCUAAAUAUUUGUUAUUGAGUGUUGACUGGAGUGAAUCUUUGACUUUCUGCACACAUAAAAACCAUUUUAGUCAAAGCAGAUGUUGACCUCAAAGUGUGCAGCUGCUUCAAGUAGAAUGAAAUUACGAGGACGGAGAAUCAAACUUGCUCCAUCAUUUUCAUUUAUAACUCUGAAUAUACUCACAGUAAGAAGCUAAAAUGUUGCUGGGCUUCCUUAAAUGUGCUAAAGUUAUUGUACAUGACUUGUGGGGAAAUGAGCUUCUAAUACUGUUGUGUUUGAAAAUCUUGAUUGUCAAUGGAAAUGUUUGAUGAGUACAAAAAAAAAGUAGAUUAACGUAGUUGAUGAUUUUAACUUUGUUUUCUUGAAUGCUGAAGAAUGUAAACCUGUAUUAUUAUUAUGACUCUACCAAUAAUCAAUAAGGACAACACUGAUUAUCUUCUUAUACAGUGGAGACAAACUAACUGAACA
Acanthochromis polyacanthus (spiny chromis) is the source of this 2668-nucleotide messenger RNA. Its product is annotated as tripartite motif-containing protein 16-like. Gene Ontology annotation, molecular function: zinc ion binding; protein binding. Bases 408 to 2111 code for a protein of 567 amino acids. The record is from RefSeq and is a predicted model, not a curated record. NCBI's taxonomy places the organism in Eukaryota, Metazoa, Chordata, Actinopteri, Pomacentridae. The transcript has a single exon.